Molecule: messenger RNA, 2541 nt
Organism: Neoarius graeffei (lesser salmon catfish)
Lineage: Eukaryota; Metazoa; Chordata; Actinopteri; Siluriformes; Ariidae
Exons: 6
Coding region: 408-1757 (449 amino acids)
Source: RefSeq, a predicted model, not a curated record
UCAGCAAACUCUCUGACGUGUGUACACAAGCAACAGAGCUGAUGAAUAAAGCGAACCUGUCAGGUGUGCUGGAAGCAGGAACGAUCGCCGUGAAACUAGCUGAGUACACAACAAUUUUUGUUCAAAUAUUGGGUGCCAUACCAACAAAGGAGAUAAUAGACCAGAAAUUUGUUCCAGAAUUACUGAAGAGCAUCGGUGAGCUUCAGAAUGACAUAACAAAGUAUGACUAUGAUGGAUGACACAAUUUACAUGACGUACAACGCCUUCGAGGAGAACUUCUACAGAUUAUCGCUCAAACGGUUUCUGAGCAGUUUGUCAGCUCCUGCUCUAAGCAUAUCACUUCUUUACUGACCAACACAUUUAAGAGUCAGGUGAGCAGUGCUGCUGGAAAGGCGGUGGACCACAUCAUGCACAGACAGAAAACUCAGCGUUUCUUUGAUGACCAGAGGCAAAAGCACAAGAAAUCUGCAAGCCACAAGAAAGUGGAGCAGCUGUCCGAUGAGGACAAAACAAAACUAAUACAGUAUACAGAAGAUAUGAGCAAAGACGGUCAGCCUGUUACAGCCCUCGAUGUGUACGUGCUCACAAAAAGUAACCUGCUCCAUGGAAAAGGAAUUCAACUCACAGUUGUUGAUGAAAACGGAAAACAGCUCACUGAGGAACGGUACCCAGGAACCAACAAAUCAGCAGGUGAUAUAAAACUGAGGUUGACCAAAUCUGCAAAAUCCCUACAUCUACCACAAGCUGGUGUGCAGCUGUAUGGUGGCCAUUUUGACCUUAUACAAGAGGAUGGCCGGAUAAUCAGCGUCAGCUCGGAUCCUCAGAACGCUCUUUAUCACGCAGUAGCACAAGCAACUGGCAACGAGACAGAAGACCCAAAGAAAGAGGCUUUGGUGCUACGUGAGAAAGUGAAAAAGGAGAUCCAGACAAACCUUGAAUUAUACACACCCAUGCUCAACCUCCAGAGAGGAUACGACUUCUCUCACAAAAACCCCAGGAAAUACAGCAUCACUAGAGGAAGUCAUAAGGAGGCUGACGUGGCGCUGCAGGAAUACUUCCAGAGUGUUAAAUUCAUCAGGAGUGACGACCGCAUCCUCAUCAGAGUGAACCAUCUCGGCUUUGUUGGUGAAAAUAAAAGAGUUCUAAGUGCUCGGAAGUCCAGUAAGAACACCACUGGGAUACUUAACACGAGCCAUAUUCCCCCAAAGGACUCCAUCAGACAAGCCUGGAUGUUCAUGGAGAACUCAGGCUCAGUGACCGAGUUUAGAGAUAAAAACCUGGAGCUUUAUAAACUGAUCAGCAGCAUAAAGACGGACAAUAACGGACAGAAUCUGAUUGCCAUGGAGGUUCUGGGACAGGAUCACAAGCGGGCUUUAACUACGGGCCCAAGCGACCGCUCGCAGAUGGCCAGGAAACUUCUAGCAGACACCAUGAUCACUGGAGAUGUAGAGCUUCUGCUGAAACGCUGCAUGAUUCUGCAUCACCCACUUACCGCACAAAAGUUCAGAGGCGCUCUGGGUGAAAGCAUUCCGGCUGAGAGCCAUGUUUUGUCCCAUGACGGUAUCCGAGGCUACUACAAAGCAGGGUACAGAAACCUGGUGUUGGAGUACAGCCGCAUGGGAAUCCUGGAUCAGAACCAGCGUGAGCGUCUGGACCAGUGGGUGAUUCAGGACCAGCACGAGGACACAAACAGUGCAGAGUACCACGAGCUUCUGCAGGGAUUACAGAAGAACAAGGCAGAGGGAGAACAUGUCUAGUGUUAAUGAACACAUGUCCUCUUCUUUCACCUCAUGGUAAAUAUGAUGGUGGUGGUGAUGGUGGUGGCUAUAGAUAGCAGGAAAUGAAUGAUCUCUGCUACUGAAAUCAUAUUAACUAGAAAAAAAAUCACAUUUUAGCAAGUAAAGUAAUUUUGUUCUCUUAAGAAGCAGUAGAACAGAAUAAGAGAAUUUAAAACUUCAAAUCAGUAAAAUUACAGCAUAGCAAAUUCAUAAUUUCGUGUUUUGAUUAUAGUUGCACAGGUAUACAUGAUCAUACUGUUCAAACGUGUGUUUGGGGUUGAAAUGUGGAAGGAAAAGUAUUAUAGCGUUCUUCUACAAAUCAGAAACUGAAUUACAAACAUCCUGCGAUGAUCUGGCGAUUUGUCCAGGGUGUACCCCGCCUCUCGCCCUUAGUCAGCUGGGAUAGGCUCCAGCCCGCGACCCUGCACAGGAUAAGCAGUUAUAGAUAAUACAUGGAUGGAUGGAUUUACAAACAUAAUCAUGGUGUGGGGUUGUGAUUAAAUUUCAAAUAUAUAUAUUAAAAGAAAUAAAAUCCAGAAACAGUUCUUCAGGAGCUCGUAGACUGAUGUCCACGUUACAGCUUCGCAGUGUGGAUCAGGAACACGCUGAGAUUUCAGUCUUCUCUCUGAUUAAAAGGUAAAAUUCACACAGUGAAAUCAUUUUAAUUAAAAUUGACUGCUGAAUUUAUAAUAACUUCAUUCUUUCAUAAUCAGUGAAAUGAGGAGAUUUUAUGAUCAGAAUCUACGUUUUACACACAAGUAUU